Nerophis lumbriciformis (worm pipefish) is the source of this 1338-nucleotide messenger RNA. It is a transcript of the gene slbp, whose product is annotated as stem-loop histone mRNA binding protein. Gene Ontology annotation, biological process: mRNA 3'-end processing by stem-loop binding and cleavage; mRNA transport. Gene Ontology annotation, molecular function: histone pre-mRNA stem-loop binding; mRNA binding. Gene Ontology annotation, cellular component: histone pre-mRNA 3'end processing complex; cytoplasm. NCBI's taxonomy places the organism in Eukaryota, Metazoa, Chordata, Actinopteri, Syngnathiformes, Syngnathidae. The record is from RefSeq and is a predicted model, not a curated record.
GCCUUUUCCGGUCACAUGACCCUAGUAGGAGAGUUUGGCCGCGUAAGUCGUGUUGGCGGGUGUUUGUUGUCUGUUCGUCCUGGAUUAACACAAUUUAAUUUGAGCGUUAACAACAACAUGUCUGACUGGAUCAAACGCACAACACUUGACAGGAGCGCACCGGCAAAUAGGACGCUCGGCUCAUCGCGCUCGUCCAACUGCAGGAAAAGAGCGGUCGACGGUAGCUUGAGGUCCAGAAAGGAUGAAGGUGAAGAGGAUGAUGCUCAUACUGACAACAGAAAUGCCAGUUUUACCACUCCAGAGGGCAGAGUUCCUGUGUCUCGCUGUGCUCGACCGGCCGACUGGGCGAGUCAGGUGGAGGAAGACGAGAUGAGGAGAGAUGUUCACAGGGACAUGCAGCGUUACAGGAGGAGAAUACUUGCUGCUGAUGUCACUCAGAGAGAGAGAAAAACCUCUUCUGGCUCUUCUGGCAGCUGCGACUCUAAAGAGGGUGAUCAAGUGGAGAUGGAUGAGUCUGUGUUGCUACGACGACAGAAACAAAUCAACUAUGGCAAGAACACUCUGGCCUAUGACCGAUACAUCAAAGAAGUUCCCAAACACAUGCGACAGGCAGGUGUUCAUCCGAAGACUCCUAAUAAGUUUCGUAAAUACAGUCGUCGUUCGUGGGAUCAGCAGAUCAAACUUUGGAGGGUAAAACUUCACGCUUGGGACCCGCCAGCAGAGGAGCAGCAAGAGCGUGUUGAUGCCAUUGAAGAGCUGGGUCUGGACGACUUGAUGGACAUCGAGCUGGACUUCCCCUUGUUGUCGGAUUCUGGGAACGGCUCCUGCUCGCUCACUACACACAACGUGGCACUAGAGGAUGAAGACUGCUCUGGAACUCCUGUCAAAGUGCAGAAGAUGGAAACAACUGUGGACCUCAACACCGCAUAGCACGCGUCUAUUAAACAACGCUUUUACUUCACUACUCCCAAUAGUACAAAUUUUACACAUUAGUGUUUAGUUCUGUCUCUUCAAAAAUGUUUUUACUUCACUACUCCCAACCGUACAACUUUUACACAUUAGUUCUUUAAACAAAUUACAUUCUCAGGGAUUGUUUCUUUACAAUACUAUAGCAUCAUAAUUGGGUUUAUUCAUCGAAGCAUUUAAAUCACACAUUCAGUUGCAGAUUUGGGCGCAUUUAAGACAAAUCAUUUUCUUUUUAAGACUGCAUUGUAAGAUGAUAUUGCCGUGUAGAAUUUCAAAAGCUGAGUUGCAUUGGGCUUUUUUUUACACUUGUGUUUUUUUUUUAAAUAGAAGUGUUGUUUUGCUUCAUGGUGAAUAUGUUGAAAUAAAAAAAUA